CUCCCAGUUGGCACCAUGCCUGAAGGUACCAUUAUUUGCUUCCUGGAAGAGAAGUCUGGUGACCGUGGGAAACUGGCCCGUGCCUCUGGGAACUACGCUAUCAUCUCCCACAGCCCUGAAACUAAGAAAUCCCGCGUGAAGCUGUCUUCCGUGUCCAACAAAGUAAUCUCUGCUAACAGAGCCGUCAUUGGUGUUGCUGCUGGUGGUGGUCGUAUUGACAAACCAGUCCUGAAGGCGGGUCGAGCCUAUCACAAAUACAAGGCCAAGAAACUGCUGGUCCGUGGUGUGGCUAUGAAUCCUGUUGAACAGCCCUUCAUUGGUAAACCCUCAACCAUCAGGAGGGACACACCAGCUGGUUGUAAAGCCGGUCUCAUUGGUGCACGUCGUACAGAUAGACUGCGUGGAACAAAGUCCGUCAAGGACAGUAGAGAUUCCUUGCCUUGCAACCUGAUAGACUAA
Messenger RNA from Polyodon spathula (Mississippi paddlefish), 459 nucleotides. Its product is annotated as 60S ribosomal protein L8-like. Gene Ontology annotation, biological process: cytoplasmic translation. NCBI's taxonomy places the organism in Eukaryota, Metazoa, Chordata, Actinopteri, Acipenseriformes, Polyodontidae. The coding region runs from base 16 to 459 and encodes 147 amino acids. Gene Ontology annotation, molecular function: RNA binding; structural constituent of ribosome. The record is from RefSeq and is a predicted model, not a curated record. The transcript has 2 exons. Gene Ontology annotation, cellular component: ribosome; cytosolic large ribosomal subunit.